This is a messenger RNA of Orcinus orca (killer whale), 5991 nucleotides long. RefSeq names its product Rho GTPase activating protein 19 (gene ARHGAP19). Bases 430 to 1680 code for a protein of 416 amino acids. The record is from RefSeq and is a predicted model, not a curated record. Lineage: Eukaryota; Metazoa; Chordata; Mammalia; Artiodactyla; Delphinidae. The transcript has 13 exons. Gene Ontology annotation, molecular function: GTPase activator activity. Gene Ontology annotation, cellular component: cytoplasm. Gene Ontology annotation, biological process: signal transduction; regulation of small GTPase mediated signal transduction.
ACUGAUGCCCUUCCCUCGGGUCACGGUGACCCAGCGGGGCCGGGCUUUGUUCCUUUCUCCCGCGGCGUUUCUCAUCUUCGCGCCUGCGGGAGCUGAGGCGCGGUGGUCCGGCCGCGACGCUGGGCUCCAGCUGGGCCCCCGCUUGGUCCUGCUGAUGCCCGUUGGGGGACUACCAGCGGCGUUGGCUGCAAACCGACCAGUUGGUGGUGGCAGCGCUGCCUGCCUUUGCCCUGAGACUCAUGUUGAUGAGAUGCCAUCUGCAAUUUUGUUAUCUGCAAUGACUCUUCCCUUCGAAGUCAGCCCAUUAUCUUCAAUCCUGACUUUUUUGUGGAGAAACUCCGACAUGAGAAACCUGAGGUGUUCACCGAGUUGGUGGUCAGCAAUAUCACAAGGCUCAUCGACUUGCCUGGAACUGAGUUGGCUCAGCUGAUGGGAGAAGUGGACCUUAAGUUGCCUGGUGGGGCCGGCCCGGCAUCAGGAUUCUUCCGGUCUCUAAUGUCUCUCAAGCGAAAGGAAAAAGGAGUAAUAUUUGGAUCCCCACUGACAGAGGAAGGCAUUGCCCGUAUAUACCAACUGAUUGAAUAUCUACACAAAAACUUGAGAGUAGAGGGUUUGUUUAGAGUACCAGGGAAUAGUGUCCGACAGCAGAUAUUAAGGGAUGCUCUCAAUAAUGGAACUGAUAUCGACUUGGAAUCAGGAGAGUUUCACUCAAAUGAUGUUGCUACCUUGCUGAAGAUGUUUCUAGGAGAGUUACCUGAGCCCCUGCUGACACAUAAACAUUUCCAUGCACACCUCAAAAUUGCUGAUUUGAUGCAGUUUGAUGAUAAAGGAAACAAGACCAAUGUACCAGAUAAAGAGCGGCAAAUUGAGGCUCUUCAGUUGCUAUUCCUCAUUCUCCCUCCACCCAAUCGUAACUUGCUGAAGUUAUUGCUUGAUCUCCUGUACCAGACAGCAAAGAAACAAGACAAGAAUAAGAUGUCUGCCUAUAACCUUGCCCUUAUGUUUGCGCCCCAUGUCUUGUGGCCAAAAAAUGUCACUGCAAAUGACCUUCAAGAGAAUAUCACAAAGUUAAACAAUGGGAUGACUUUUAUGAUUAAACACUCUCAGAAACUUUUUAAGGCUCCUGCUUAUAUUCGGGAAUGUGCCAGAUUGAACUAUUUGGGUUCUAGAACGCAAGCAUCAAAGGAUGAUCUUGAUCUGAUAGCUUCGUGUCAUACCAGCUCCUUCCAAGUGACAAGAUCUCAGAAAUGGAACCAGCGAGAUUCCUGCCUUCAUCAGGAGGAGACCCAGCAGCGUACGGGAGAGGCACUAAGAGAAUUGUUCCAACAUGUUCACAAUAUGCCAGAGUCGGCAAAGAAGAAACAGCUUAUCAGACAGUUUAAUAAGCAUUCUGAGACCCAAACACCAGGACGAGAACCUUCUACCCUCUGGGUGCAGAAGAGGGCCCGUUCACGGUCCUUCAGUGGCCUUGUUAAGCGGAAGGUCCUGGGAAAUCAGAUGAUGUCAGAAAAGAAAAACAAGUACGCUACUCCAGAAUCUGUAGCCAUUGAUGAAUUGAAGAGAGCCAGCAAAGAAAAUAUAAAUUUAUUAUUUUCUGGCUCUCCAGCUGUCAUGAUGACACCAACAAGACUGAAAUGGUCUGAGGGGAAGAAAGAGGGGAAAAAAGGCUGGGCUGUCUGAUUGAGCCUAGGAUUCCUCUGAAGGAUCCAGAGGUUUCCUGUUGUCCACCCAGAAUUUUCUCUUUUGUGGGCCAGGUGCCAUUACCACUCACAGAGAAGCUUGGACUUGCAGCUUGCUUGCUGCAUGUUGAAUUGUGAAAGCCAACUAAUCCUGUGACUUGACUGACGCCUCUAGCCCCACUCAGUGGGUGACCUCUACAGACUCUGCCUGCUGAACCAGUGCUAGCGACUCUCUCUCUCUCUUUAAAAAAAACGUUAUGGGGAAACCACUAACCAGCCAAAUCGGCGUAGACAGCACAGUAAAUGAGUAGAACCAGGCAGACUCCUGUGCUCAUUCCAUGUAUUUGUUUAGGCAGAUUCUAUUUUUAAAACAUUUGAAAUCUGUGCUCAACUGCCAGUGAUUUUUUUAAAAAGUGCUGUCAAUCCUGGUGGAUUGAUGUUAUUUUUAACUGAUAGCUUGGGCUUUUCUCUAUUUUGAUAGUUUUGGGAGAUGUUUUGGUUAUUGUUUCUUGUUUAUUUGUUGUUUGUAUAUUUUAAAAGGUAAAAAAUCAAAAUGGGCUCUAAGCCAGAUGUCUUUCCUCUCUUUUUCACCUUAAGCUUUGGGAAAGCUCUUUAACUUAUGAGGCUUUACUCCUCAAUACCUAUUUUUGUCCAAAGAAUUUAUAGCUUUCCUGGAAAUUCUUUUAUUAUUUCUUGGGCCUGAGAUUGUAGGUAUUUGGCCUGCAGUAUCAAAAAAGGAGAAUUCAGAAUGAUACAAUAUUUAAACAAAUAAUAUUAAACUGUGGCCCUUCUUCCCUCCCUCCAUUCUCUCUCCUUUCCUCUCUUCCCCUUUCCUCAGUGAUGUCAAAAUAGUUGUGUGGGGCUUCCCUGGUGGCGCAGUGGUUGAGAGUCCGCCUGCCGAUGCAGGGGACGCGGGUUCGUGCCCCGGUCCAGGAAGAUCCCACAUGCCGCAGAGUGGCUGGGCCCGUGAGCCAUGGCCGCUGAGCCUGCGCGUCCAGAGCCUGUGCUCCGCAACGGGAAAGGCCAUGACAGUGAGAGGCCCGCGUACCGCAAAAAAAAUAGUUGUGUGGUUGCUGAACUCCUUUCCUUCAUUCAGUUUCCUCUCGCCUAAAACAGCUCUGGUGCCAGUGUGGUGCCAGUACUUCUGUGACAAAUCACUGGGACUCAAGGAAUAUCACCAACAGCUUACUUGAGACUUGCUGAAACUCCUGUAUGUAGUGGAAGCUCUGGAGAGGGACUAGGAUGGGGCUGGCUUUAUGGCCAGGACAACUCUUGAUGGGUGGGAUUAUAUUGCAUCCUUCUAAGAGAUCAGGUGUGCAGGCUGGACCGUCUCCUGAGAGCCAGCUGGAGUCAGAGGGAGGAAGUGAGCAUCAGUCUCCACAGGGCUGAGAGAUUUAAAGUAGACAAUGCUCUUAUUUGGAAGCAGUUGUGGUUUAUCACCCAUGUUCAAGGGUGGCUGCUGGCCCACCCCUCUCCUUGUCAAGAUGGGCAUAGGGAGUAGUUUGGAGAUGGGCUGGAGCUUUGACCGUGUUGGGACGUUCACAUGUGUUUGAGGUGAGCAGUGGCAUGGCUCUGAUCUAGUGUGAGAACUCACUGCCCAGAGAGCAGCAGGGCAGGUGGGAAUGUUAGUCUGUUCCUGCUCUGUUAGGUGUGUAACCUUUCUCACCCUGUGUGCCAGAACUGAGUCAGGCCUCAGUGGGGGGGCAGUUGCCCAGCAAACCAUGACUUGCUGACCUAUUUUUAAACAGUUGAAAUGCUGUGUUGUUGCUGAAACAAAAGAUGAGUCUGGGGAGCACAGUUUGGUUUUGCAUCCGGAUGUCAGUCCUGGCUUCCGUAUUUUCUGUUUCUUCUGCUGCUGUAACAGCUGUAGUAGAGAAAAAUGUAAAAUUUGGCUGUCCAACUUGAUAGAUUGUGAACAAUAGAUGGUUAGGAGUAUAAAACUGCUCAGAAGCCCCUUUCUCUAGAGCAGUUUUAUAUAAUUCUUAAAAAUACUUAUUAGCAAGUUCAUUUGUGUAGGGUUCUUCUUCUUUUUUUUUUUCGGUACGCAGGCCUCUCACUGUUGUGGCCUCUCCUGUUGCGGCGCACAGGCUCCGGACACGCAGGCUCAGCGGCCAUGGCUCACGGGCCCAGCCGCUCUGUGGCAUGUGGGAUCUUCCCCGACCGGGGAACAAACCUGUGUCCCCUGCAUCAGCAGGCGGACUCUCAACCACUGCGCCAUCAGGGAAGCCCCUAGGCUAAAGUGUGUUCUCCCUUAACUUGAUACUUGCUUUCUUUAUUUGUCUAAGUGUCUCAUUCCGUAGUGGUGUGGUCUGUUAAACAUGGUCUGGCAUAGGUGGAGAGAGCAGAGCAGUGACCUGAUACCUCCUUGUCAUUGAGUUUGUUCUGUGGUUCUGUUUAAGGGAGGUAGCUGAGAUUUAGGAGACUUUCUUUGGUUGAAUGCAACUGGUAAUCGAGGUUCGUGUUCCAGGGCUGGGGUGGUGAGAGAUGUCUGUCACAUGCUUUUAUAUAGCUUGCCCCCUUGGGCAGUUUAUUUGGGUAUUUGGGUAUGUGUGUUUCAUUAAAGUAUUUAUUAAAUAUGAUUUCCCUUGCUGUAAGGGUAUGAUAGGUCUUUUCCUUCUUUUUUCUUUUUUAACAGAAGCUGUGAACUAGUUGGAAUCCAAAUUUGAGAAAUAAACAGCGUAACCCUCUGCCUUAUAAUAUGUAACUAUUUUAAUCCUGCGGAAUCUUUGCAAAAACAAAAACCCUUUAGCAUUUGCUACAGAAGGGUACUGUUGCCCUUCUGACUUGGUGGGCAGAUAUUUUUGAGCCAGUAUUUAACAAUUUUUAAAAUCUAUAAUGUUUUAAAACUCUGUUUUCUAUGUUUAUUUUUUGUGUUGGAACAAUCUCUUUGGAAAUGCCUCUUGUUGCUUUUAAAAUUUCAUUUCUUUCUGGGGUCAGUUGCAAUGGGUUUUGAUGUGAUAUCACUAUGGGGCAGUGUAUUUAUGCCAGAGGGCUCAAGCAUAAAAAAUGCAGACCACUUCCUUGAUUCACAUCUGUACUGGGCGAGCUAUACUGGUUGAAUCAGUGAAAACCAUGGGCACUGGAGUUUCUAACCUUUUACAAUGGUUGACUUUUGCACUGGGACCAAUGAAUCUGGUUUGAAAGACUCCAUUGCAGCAGUGAAUAGAGGAUUAGGUGAUACUGAUUGUACCUGAGUGCCAAAACAUAUUAAAGGAGGUGGUAUCUGAUCAUAACUGAAACCGCAGUUGAUCCUCCACAAGCUCGUUACCCUGAAUGUCUUUCCAGAGUUAGGAAUGACGAGGGGGUACCCUUGGGAAAUGGAGUAGUAUAGGGUUAACUGUUGACCACUGGGUGUUCCAGAGGUGGCUGUUUUGCUGGCUUGUAAGAAAGCUAGUGGUUCCAGAGUGUCAGAGCAGGGCCAUUCUCUCCUCUGGAACAGCAGUAUUUCUGUUCAGCUUUUCUCACAGAAACCUGUGUUAGGAUACGGUUUAAAACACUGCCUUCUAGGAGAACCUGUGGUCCCAGAGUGACUAGCUAUGUGGCCAUGCAUAACUGGGGAAGCCAUCUUGGGAAUGACUUCUCUGGACUUUGUCUGCUUCCUUCAUACAGGGCCUCGCACAGAUGCUUGAAACUGAUGGCUCUCAUUCUGAAGUCUUUUCUAAGUAGAACUCCUUUCCCCAGGAGAGAGCCUCAUCCCUGCCCUCCUGCAUCUGGAAGCCUUGGUACUGAAGACAGGACCUUGAUCCAAACCGGAUACUAGCAAUUGGCAGGAUUGCUCUAGAAUUUGGGGAAGAUUUGGGUUUCUAAGAUGCACAAGCUUUUCAGACCAGUAGUAAUUAAUCCAAUCUAAAACUCACUAUAGGAGAGCUGGCUUUCCUAGACAGGUAAUGCUGAACUCCUUCCACAGGUGGAGAGUGGAUGUGUGGGCUAGCAAGGAGGUGGAGUAAGUACUUAAUAGCCUGAGUGCUUGGGUUACCAUGGAAACUGGAGUGUGCGUGGCCACAGCAGGUGCUAAAGAGCCAUUGAGCACUCCCCCGGACAUGUUUGGGGACCAGCAGAACUGGUUGGGAAAAACACUCCUGCCCCAGGGUCCUUUCUUCAUAGCAAGGAUUGCCUUUUCGCUAUCCCCAAGCUUGCUCAACAAGAGAAACAAGGUUUCUUAACUGUCUAACCAUUUUUUAUUUUUCAUUCUUAUUCAACUAUAUCAUAUAUAUAUAUUUAUAUAUAUAUGUAACUGUAAAGAAACAUAUGCGUUGUUUUUUUUUAUAUUCAUGUAAUAUUCUGAAAUUAAAUUUCUUUUGUUUCAUAUCUA